Pimephales promelas (fathead minnow) is the source of this 2103-nucleotide messenger RNA. The record is from RefSeq and is a predicted model, not a curated record. Lineage: Eukaryota; Metazoa; Chordata; Actinopteri; Cypriniformes; Leuciscidae.
AUUCCAGUCCAUAAUGGCAAAGGCCCAUGGGAAUCCGAAGAUCCGACCCAAAAAAUGCUAGAGGAGAGACUUAACAGCACACAGGUAAUGAUGCCAGGAAGCAGCCAAGCUGUGGAGGUGGAUGAGGUGGAAGAUUUGGCACAGCUGGAAGAGGUGUGUGAGAGUUCUGUUCUGCUGAAUCUGAAGAAGCGAUUUCAUCGGGAUUCCAUUUAUACGUAUAUUGGCAAUAUGCUUCUGUCCAUCAACCCCUUCAAGCUUCUCAGCAUCUACACUGAGGAUCUGAGACAGCAGUACCAGGGUAAAGAGAAGCACAAUAAUGCUCCUCAUAUAUAUGCCAUAGCAGAUGCUGCCUUUUGCCAAUCUCAGAAUUCCACCCAGGAGCACUGCAUCAUCAUAAGUGGGCAAAGUGGAUCAGGCAAGACAGAGGCUGCCAAGCUCAUUGUCCACUACCUGAAUAGAAAACUCAAAGAAAUAUCUCCCUCUCAUCAGCCAAUGGAUGUUUUGCCCAUUCUUGAGAGCUUUGGUAAUGCCAAAACUAUACUGAACAACAACUCUAGCCGAUUUGGAAAGUACCUACACAUCCACAUACUCCAUGGUGUUGUUGUUGGGACAUCUUUGUCAAAAUAUCUCCUUGAAAAAUCACGAAUUGUCUUCCAGGCUAAGGAGGAGAGAAACUACCAUGUGUUUUAUGAGCUGUUGGCUGGGAUGAAUGAGUGGGACAAGCAGGAUAUUUACCUGCAAGGAGCUGAAACGUAUUUCUACCUAAACCAGGGCAGGGCUUGUGAGAUACAAGGGAAGCAUGACAAGCAAGACUUCCUGCUCUUGGUCCACUGCUUGGAGACAAUUGGUUUACAUGCAGAUCAACUAGCAACCAUUUGGGCCAUUCUGUCAUCAAUCCUGCAGCUGGGCAACAUUUGUUUUAGCUCCUAUGAGGUUGAAUCGUUUGAGGUUGCCCGUAUUUUUAGUGAAGCUGAGGCUCGGAGAGUGGGAAACCUCUUGCAGGUGUCCGCAGAGGCCUUACAGACAGUCAUCACACACCGGGUGACUGAAACAACUUAUGAUAGGAUCUACUGCCCUCUAUCUGUGGAAAGUGCCAUUGAAUCCAGAGAUGCCAUUGCCAAGACGCUGUAUUCUGUGCUGUUUGAUUGGAUUCUUGAACGCAUCAAUGACUGGUUAAUCCCCACAGAGAUGGACAGCACCGUCGGCAUUGUGGAUAUAUACGGCUUUGAGGACUUGAGUGUGAACAGUUUUGAGCAGCUGUGCAUUAACUUUGCCAACGAGCAGCUGCAACAGUUUGUGAACAAAGCCCUGGUGGCCCAAGAGCAGGAGGAAUACAGUGCAGAACAGAUCCAGUGGUAUCCAAUAGUUCUGGAAGACUCUAAUGGCUGUUUGGAUCUGAUCUCAGCACGGCCGUACGGUAUUCUUCGCAUCCUGGAUGACCAGACUUGCCUUCCUCAAGCCACAGACCACACAUUCUUACAAAAAUGUCACUAUCACCAUGGCAACAGUCCUUACUACACCAAGCCCAAAAUUCCUCUGCCAGUGUUCACAAUAUAUCACUAUGCCGGAGCUGUCACGUACCAGGUGCACAACUUUCUAAAUAAAAAUCAUGACCAGUUUCGGCCUGAAGUAUUAGAGCUUUUUGCCCGCAGUCGUUUACAGAUGGUGUCAGGUCUCUUCCGGAAGGUUCAGGAGCGUCACAUCCAACAGAAAGAGCUAGGAAGAGCAAGAGGUUACAGGAGCCAGAUGACAACGGUAGCUGGUCACUUCCAGCAGUCACUUCUAGAGCUCACCACUCGUUUGGAGAGAUGUAAAACUACAUUCAUACGAUGUUUUAAGCCCAACUACGUUAAGCUUCCAGGAAUAUUUGAUGUAGACUACAUGGCCACACAGCUGAGGCAUGGAGGGAUACUGGAGACCAUUCACAUACGAAAAGAGGGAUUUCCGAUUCGCAUCCCCUUUGCUCUGUUCAUGGAGAGGUAUGGUGUGUUAUUAGCCCAGAGAUCAGAAACCCAGUCUUGUGAAGAGCAAGUGGUCACUUUACUGGAGACUGUAGGAGCAGAGGAAGGCCAGUACCAGCUUGGACUCACUAAGGUACAGUAA